AUGAAUGCCUUCCAUCCUUCUCCAUUGCUUUUCAUACUCUUUCUUCUCAUGCUCUUCCAAACAUGCAUCAUUGCCACCAGGAAGCCUUACAUUGUGUAUCUGGGAUCACUUUCUCAUGGUUCGAGUACCUCUUCGUUGCAUCAUCAACGUGUAACAGAGUCUCAUUAUAGUUUAUUGAAAUCAGUGUCGGGAAGCAAGAACAUAGCGGAAGAAGCAAUUUCUCACUCAUACAAUAGACACAUCAAUGGCUUUGCUGCCAUGCUUGAUGAAAACCAAGCAUCGGAACUUGCAAAAUUUUCAGAUGUCGUUUCAGUUUUUGAAUGUCAAGCAAGAACAUUGCACACGACAAGAUCAUGGAACUUUCUCGGAAUGGAAAAACAUGAAGGAAUUCCUUUGAACUCCAUUUGGAACGCCGCACGAUUUGGUGAUGAUACAAUCAUAGCUAACUUUGAUUCAGGUGUUUGGCCGGAAGCUAAGAGCUUUAGUGACGAAGGGUAUGGUCCUAUCCCCUCGAGGUGGAAGGGAACUUGUCAAAGUGAUUCAGACCCCAACUUCCNAUUUUAA
Cucurbita pepo subsp. pepo (vegetable marrow) is the source of this 564-nucleotide messenger RNA. Lineage: Eukaryota; Viridiplantae; Streptophyta; Magnoliopsida; Cucurbitales; Cucurbitaceae. The record is from RefSeq and is a predicted model, not a curated record.